Molecule: messenger RNA, 934 nt
Organism: Pseudomyrmex gracilis
Lineage: Eukaryota; Metazoa; Arthropoda; Insecta; Hymenoptera; Formicidae
Gene: ATPsynB
Product: ATP synthase subunit b, mitochondrial
Exons: 4
Coding region: 107-820 (237 amino acids)
Biological process (GO): proton motive force-driven ATP synthesis
Molecular function (GO): proton transmembrane transporter activity
Source: RefSeq, a predicted model, not a curated record
CUUACAUCAUGGUCUCUUUCGUUGCUGCCUAUUGAUAGUACUACUUUUCACAACAGUUCGCUGCUGCAAGCGAGCAAUUGCAAGUGGUCGGCGUUUGGUAAAAAAAAUGUUGUCGAGAUUGGCUCUUCGUAAUGCACAGCUACCCAUAGCUAUAUGUGGAACGCAAAGUGCUUCUUCCGCGGCAGCAAGUCCUCCUCGUCCUAAACGGUUGAUUGAUCCAUCUCCAGUAAGACAUGGAUUUAUACCUGAGGAAUGGUUUCAGGCUUUUUAUCCUAAAACUGGUGCAUCAGGACCAUAUGCUUUUGCUGUGACCGUGGGCACUUAUUUGUGUUCUAAGGAAAUUUAUGUUAUGGAACAUGAAUUUUAUAACGGCAUCUCUUUGUUUAUAAUAUGUGUAUUUGUUGUGAAGAAAUUUGGUCCAAAGACAGCAGAGUUUUUGGACAAAAAAAUAGAUGAAUACGAGGCUGAGCUUAAUGAAUCGAGAAACAGUGAAAUAGCUGCAUACGAAGAAGUUAUUGAGAAUGAGAAAAAAGAACAGCUCGGUUUAGAUGGACAAAAAAUGAUAUUUGACAUUAAGAAAGAGAAUGUUAAGAUACAAUUGGAAGCAAUUUACAGAGAACGCUUGGCUCAGGUUUACCAAGAGAUAAAGAGGCGUCUUGACUACCAAGUUCAAAUACAAAAUCUUGAGCGCAGACUUGCGCAAAAACACAUGGUUCAAUGGAUUGUGGAUGGGGUAUUAAAAGCCAUCACUCCUGAGCAAGAGAAAGCAACUCUCCAACAGUGCAUCAAAGAUCUUGAAGGUCUUGCUGCAAAGUCAUAAAAUGUCUCGCGGCUUUGAAUUAGAUAAAAUAGAAAUAUAAAUCAUACUAAAAGAAGCUGUCUGUAAAAUGGAGCAUCAAUUAGGAAGGUUAAUAAAAAAUAAUUUUUUUUCUCA